Messenger RNA from Ogataea philodendri, 390 nucleotides. RefSeq lists its product as uncharacterized. The transcript has 2 exons. The record is from RefSeq and is a predicted model, not a curated record. NCBI's taxonomy places the organism in Eukaryota, Fungi, Ascomycota, Pichiomycetes, Pichiales, Pichiaceae. Bases 1 to 390 code for a protein of 129 amino acids.
AUGGGUGGUGUAAGGUGUGGAAAAUGUGGCUGGUACGUGGCUGCUGCAGAAACAACCGGUAUUCCCCAAAAUCUAGCUGCAGUAACCUUACUGCAAGUUGUGGGACUUGGUACGUCGAGGUGUGAGAUAUCAGUCACUAAAGAUCUGAAUUCGUCACAAAAAAGAUCUGGAGAAUUUGAUUUCUUCAGUCCAACACGAGGUAAAUUGAUUAUGAGGAAAUCACAAGUUUCAUCAAAAGUCUCAGCAAUAUCACAACCCAAAAGCUUUACUGAUUUGGUAACGUGCAGUAAUUCAAUCCCUGAGAAACCAGAUAUUGUCACUUUCAGAUUCAAUUUUAAAUUUGAAUGUCUAUGUGGGAUUGACCAUAAAUCAAACAAAACAUUGUUGUAG